This is a messenger RNA of Klebsormidium nitens, 3299 nucleotides long. Lineage: Eukaryota; Viridiplantae; Streptophyta; Klebsormidiophyceae; Klebsormidiales; Klebsormidiaceae. The record is from the annotation of a GenBank genome assembly.
AACUUUGCAGAGGUGGGCAGCCGUGGGCUGGCAGCUGGCACCUGUGCAGCUUUCUGUGAGGAUUUUUAAAAGAAGCUUGAUGCAACCUACUUGCUGCUCAACUUCAAUGAGGUUCACGUGUGAGACGGUGUGACAGAGCCCCAAAUUUAGAAAAACCAGGUUGAUGCUGCACCAAUGCAAGCUCUUACGUUGAGAGCGGAGCGCAGUCCAAAAGUCCUAUCGUAAGAAAGCGUUUUCAUGCGGUGAUCCCGUAUCCUGUCUCCUUACGUAGGUGUCUCCUUUUAGUCGGAGCCGUGCAAAGGUUACAGGCGGCCGGUAGCCAUUGAGUCAAGAUGCUCGCGAACUGUACUGGUAAACUGUAAAAGGAAAAUUGGAACGACUGUGCUCUCUGCAAGGGAUGAUGAAAAUACAAUUGAGCAUCCGUGAAGCAGAGAGAGCAAGGUGAUUCAGUAUACUCUUCACAAUGCUAACCUGCUGACAGACUAAGGCAUCCAUCAAACACACCUACAACAAGAAAAGCCUUUGAGCACAUAGUGAGGAUUGAGAACUUGCUAGUCAGCAAAUGGCCCCGUAAACUAGAGGGGCAUGGGAAGAUAGGUGUGCGUGACCAACGUUUGGAAUUGCACUUUAGCUGAUAAGAGCAGAGACCUGAAGCAGAUCAUCAUGGGUAAGAAUCCGGUUUCAAUUGAGGUGGAUCAUCAGCGAGAGAACGCUGCACCAAGAGACGCCGGGCGGGCAGACUUCGAAGAUGUACCCGAGUGGAUGGGCCAAUCAGAAGCUAGCACGUCUGGGCAAGGCACGCAGGUCUACCAGAGGCGACGGAGGAUGGUCGCCACCCAAGCAGAAAAGAGCCGCGAAGGACUGCGGCCAAAGAUUCAGUUGGCGGCUGGUCCAGCGGCAGGGGUGCGGGUCAGCCGACCGAGCUGGGUACACCGUGCGCUGUCAGCCAGGCGGCACAGCAUUAUGCUGGAACAGCCCAUCCUCCCGAGCAGUGAGAGCGAGAGCGAAAGCUCAGACGAGGACUCUGAGGAUGACGACGCCUCUGCACCACCAACUCCUGAUCCGGCGGAGCGCCCAUUAGUACUCAGAACAAUGUACAAGCCCCUUCCGUCCCUCCCUCAAGACUUCGUCCAGGAACGCCUGGCUUACUUCGCUGGCGUCGAGGCAUACGAGCUGGAAGAAGAAAGCCCGCAGCCGGACGCCGAUCAGCGGUCCCCUCGUUUCGUCACUGAGGCUGACGAAGAAGACUUCAGUGUAGAGCACCCGGAGUUUGAGGCGCAGAGGAGAUGGCGACCACUUGAGGCAGUGGCAGAGGAGGAUGUCGCCGACGAGGACUUGCGCGAAGGAGAGGCGGGGGAGCACCGGGAAAGUCCAGAGCUUGCAGAAGCAGGGGCUGGGGAUGGCGCUUCAGCAUUGCGGGAAGAAAGGGACUUGGAAGGGGCACCGGAGAGUGUUGCAAGCAUCACAGAUCAAGAGAAUCUUAGCUCGAGAGAAGAGAACGUGCGUGGAGCCUCGAUUGCUAACGCUACUGGGCUGGGGUUGGAGCCGAUUCUGGAAAUUUCUGAAGCUUCGGCAGGGGAGGGGAACGAUUUGCAAGAAGGGGCACUUUUGGACGCCAAGGCAGCGGCAGUUUCAGACGGCAAGGCGACGACCAAAACCGACGGCGCAGCAGAUAGGAGCGUCCGGCGGCUGGUCUUCGACGAGGUCCCGCCCAACGUGCCCCGCAGCCGUCGCACCAGCCCGAGCGAACUAGCGCGAGCGAGGGGCAAGAAGCUGGCUCCAGCGGCUGACCAAACCGUGGCUGACGUCAGCAGUGUAGCCGUUGCUGACGUCAGCAGAGGGCUGGGCCAGCUGUCCCUAGACGCUGCCCCAGUCAACGAUGACGUUUUCGGAGGGAGGGAUGUCCGGAGGAGCGUGAAUGGGGCGCGGAGGCUAAGCAGGCGACGGAGCAGCCUGGCGAAGCCUGGGAAGGUCGCCAGAGAACCGGAGACGCCACUGCAGGCGAUCUUAAGGGCGUGCGGGCAGGACACGAUGCUGGGGCUCAACGAGUACAUCUCCAGGUUCUACCCCGUCGACAAGCUGAGCAAGCUGGGCGAAGGUACCUUUGGUGAGGCGUUAAGGGCGGGCGACAUGUGCUUCAAGAUCGUCCCGAUGGGCUGUGACGUCAAGGUCAACGGCGAGGCGCAAAAGACUGUGGAGGAGAUGUACAGCGAAGUCCUGCUGACGAACGCAAUAACCUCCAUCCGCUUCGGAUCGGACACGGACGCACUUCCCGACAACGCGUCCGACAACUUCAUCCAGACAUUCGGGGUUGGUAUCUGCCGCGGCGCAUACUCGGAGGAGCUCACGGCAGCGUGGGAGGCGUGGGAUCAAGAAAACGGGUCGGAAAACGACCACCCUCGCAUCUUCCAGGAAGACCAGGUGUACGUGGUGUUUGCGUUUGCGGACGGCGGCAGCGACUUAGAGCACUUCACUUUGCGCACCUACGCCGAGGCGGUCAGCCUGCUCCUGCAAGUCGUGGCGUCGCUCGCGGUCGCGGAGCAAGCCUGCAAAUUUGAGCAUCGGGACAUGCACUGGGGCAACAUACUGCUGGCGCGGCGGGGCCAAGCCGAGGCGCGCUUCCGGCUGGACGGGAGCGAGCUGCGCGCGCGCUCGUGCGGCGUCUCGGUGGCGCUAAUCGACUUCACGCUUUCGCGCCUCAACGCGGGGCCCCGCGUGCUCUUUUGCGACCUGACGGCUGACACGUGGCUCUUCGAGGGGCCCAAGGGAGACGUCCAGGCGGACACCUACCGUAGGAUGAAAAAGGCGACCAAGGGCUGCUGGGAGGGAAGCUUUCCCGAGACCAACGUCUACUGGAUCCAUUACCUGGUGGACAUAUUGCUGAACAAGAAGGCGUUCGCAUGCUCCCCUGCUGAGAAACACUCUCUUCGAGGGUUCCGAAAACGGAGCCUCACGUACAGGUGCGCCAAGAAUGUCCUCCAAGAUGAACUGUUUGCAGAAAGCUGGAUCUAGCAUAGGACUCAUUGACUUUCUUAAGGCCGGAGGAACCUUAGCUGAAAGGCUUCAUUUCGCGAUCUCGCCCUCCUGUCUACUGAGACGACCAGAGUAACAGGCGAAGUGACUCUUGUGCUCUGAGUUGGUUUUGACAAUGCGACUCAUCCUUUCAUCGGUAUGUAGAGCUGUACGUUGAUAUAGGAAAUUACAGCUCCAGCAAAGCGGCCUGGCCGGUCAAUCGAAACAAGGAUCGGUGGGCUGUCGCAUUGGCCAUUUACAUGCAGUACGUCCAUUUAUGUACCGAC